GACGACGAUGGUGAUUUCUUCAUAAUUGCUCUCACAGAGAAAAGACAUCUUUAUCUAUAAAAACCCUUUGCAUUGCCAACACUUUUUUUUUUUUUUUUUUUUUUAAUUUAUUCUUAUUUUUUUUUGGUAAGAUCUUUACCAGAAAGCUAAGAGAAAUGGGAAUUUUUGCAGUGUUUCUUGUUUUACUGGUCUUACCGGCCGCCGCCCGUCCGGUGCCGUCGUCGAGGGGUAUAGCCGGGAAGAAAACAGCGACGACGGAGUUCAUUCAAACAUCAUGCGAGGGAACACCGUACCCAGAGCUAUGUUCCAUGUCGCUACCAAAGCACGACAGGGAGAUCGGAAAGGAUUCGGAGCUUCUAGCCCACGCGGCGGUCAACGCCGCCCUCGACAUCUCCCGGUCGCUCACCGGCAUGGUGGCGAAAGUGGCUCAGAACAAAAGCUUGCCACCGGAGGCGGCGACCAACAUGAAGCAUUGCCUGGAACAGGUAAACGACUCCAUCCACAAACUCAAAAUGUCGCUGGUGGAGAUGAAGCAUCUGAAAUGCCCGGGAUUCGAGGGGAAAAUCAGUUACAUAGAGAACUUGAUUACAACCGCCUUGAUCGACUACGAUCGGUGCCCAAACGGGAUGAACGACACCGGCUUAAACGAGCCGGCGGUGAAGGAUCAGAUCGCGAUGGUCGCGCACAUGACCCUCAACGGAUUAACCCUGAUGAAGAAAUUCGCGGCGGCAGGUUUCCCCGGCCGGGAAAACACCGACUUCAUCAAAUCCUCAUGCGACAAAACGCCGUUCCCCAACAUCUGCUACGCCUCCCUCUCCUCCUCGGCCUGCGACAUCGCCGCCAACCCAAAACGCCUAGCCAAAAACGCCAUAUCCUUAACCCAAAGAACCACCGAAUUCACCGUUCGAAGAAUGGGAGAAAUCGCCGGGAAAAUCGGGCUGAGCCCUAAAGAGAACAUGUCGAUCCACGUCUGCGAAGAUCUAUCGCACAAAUCCAUCCUGUACAUGCAAGAUUCCUUAUCGAAUCUGGAAACGAUUAACGAGCUAAAAGGCAUCGAUUUGCACACCAUCAUCGACGACAUAAAGGAAUGGCUGAAAUCCGUGAAGAGCAACUACGAAUCGUGCAUUGAGGAGCUGGAAACGGAGCAGAUCAAAGAGAAAGUGACGGAGGAGGUGACGCGGCUGAUGCGGGAGAUGGAGCCCUUCUCUGAGAUCGCCUUGGCUUUGUUCAGUAGCUUCGCCGCCGGGAUGCAUGGCAGAACGUAACUGUACGUUUUCACUUGUUUUCAUCUAAACGUCGUUGUUGUUAAUCGCCGAUCCAGAAAUAAGUUGGUCUUGCUAAGAAUAAUAUUUUAAAAGAUUGAAGUUGGUGGUAAUAUCAUAGUUUUUAGUAUUUGAUUAUAUAUCAUGCAAAACAAAAAACAUAAAAUGUUAUUGUUGUUAUUUAGUCACGUUUAUAGUAGCGGACCAAGCUCGACCUGGCUUAGAUUACCAUUACUAA
Molecule: messenger RNA, 1500 nt
Organism: Ipomoea nil (Japanese morning glory)
Lineage: Eukaryota; Viridiplantae; Streptophyta; Magnoliopsida; Solanales; Convolvulaceae
Product: 21 kDa protein-like
Exons: 1
Coding region: 156-1265 (369 amino acids)
Biological process (GO): negative regulation of catalytic activity
Molecular function (GO): enzyme inhibitor activity
Source: RefSeq, a predicted model, not a curated record